UGGUUUAGCCAGCGUUGUUUCCUGGUGCGAUUGCAUUUGAAUGCUUGUGAUAUUUCAGGGAUUACCCCGGAUGCAGUAUGUUAAACGUCGCUGUUUGCGUGCAACAGCGAGGGGACGGGCAUGAGCGAGGUGCGUCAGCCUGCUGCGCGAAGUUGGUAAAUACGGCUUUGACCUCGUGGUGGAGAGAGAGAGAGACAAACUGGAUUAAAGGCUGCAAGCAGCAGCAGUAGCCGUAGGAGGAAGAGGAGGAGGGUGAGCAGCACAUAACCUGUAACUCCCGCUGUUGUCAAACACGGGAAAAGAAAGAAACCCCUCGUGACCUGCACUUCGGAUAAAGUGACCUCGUCUCAUAGAGUUGGAGAAAACAGAAGCAGACGCGCAGUACCGCAGCUGCUGCCCAUCAUGGCCGGCGAUAUGGUGUUAGUGAUGCGAGGCUUGGCUAAGUUGAGUCAGGCCGUGGCAGAGACGCAGGUCAGCGCCCUGCGGAGCGGGACAGGAAUCCCAGGAGUCGGCGCUGCAGUAGAAAGCGUCCAGGCAGUGGCAGAACAAGGCCUCUCUGUGGCCAUGAUGAAAAUGCAGGAGCUGUCCGGUCAGCAGCAGCAGCAGAGCUCCUCCUCAGAGUCAGACUUCGACUUUCCUCUGGACGACGGCGCUUUCACAGCUUCAGAGUUCAGGGAAGAAGGCGCGGACUUCGCCGCGGAACAAGACGCUGGGGCAGCCGGAGCCGGUCACGUCGGCGGGAAGCAGCCGUUGUUCGAGGGAUACAAAGAUCCCAGCAAGCAGUUUGGUGGACAGACCCGAUCGUACCACCAAGACGCCAGGCAUUUCAUCGGACACCAUCACCUUUACAACCACAACCUCAACAGACAUCUGUGGAGCCAGCUUUACGGCCAGCAUCCCGUCAGGACGUACCAUCAGGAUCCGUCCACGGUGGGGGGGCUAACGGCCGAAGACAUCGAGAAAGCUCGCCAGGGAAAGAGGACGGAGACAAAACCACACAAACAGAUGCUGAGCGAGAGAGCCCGAGAGAGGAAAGUGCCCGUGACCCGGCUCAGCAGACUGGCCAACUUUGGAGGUUUAGCUGUCGGUCUGGGGAUUGGAGCUUUGGCAGAAGUCGCAAAGAAGUCUAUUGGAUACAACGGUGCAGCAGGAGAGAAUAAGAAAGCCGUUCUGGACUCCAGCCCCUUCCUGUCCGAGGCCAACGCGGAGCGCAUCGUCCGAACUCUGUGCAAAGUCAGAGGAGCCGCGCUAAAACUGGGACAGAUGCUCAGCAUCCAAGAUGACGCGUUCAUCAACCCUCAACUCGCCAAGAUCUUCGAGCGCGUGAGACAGAGCGCCGACUUCAUGCCCAUCAAGCAAAUGACGAAAGCCCUCAACAGCGACCUGGGACCAAACUGGAGGGACAAGCUGGAGUCGUUCGAGGAGCGUCCGUUCGCGGCGGCGUCUAUAGGACAGGUCCACCUGGCGAGGAUGAAGGACGGCAGGGAGGUGGCCAUGAAAAUACAGUACCCCGGUGUGGCUCAGAGUAUCAACAGCGACGUAAACAACUUGAUGACCGUGCUGAAUAUGAGCAAUGCCCUGCCUGAAGGUCUGUUUCCUGAACAUCUGAUUGAUGUGAUGAGAAAAGAGCUGGCGCUGGAGUGUGACUACAUCAGAGAAGCCCAGUGUGCAAAGAAGUUCAGGGAGCUGUUAAAGGAUCACCCCUUCUUUUACGUACCAGAGGUGAUCGAGGAGCUGAGCAGCAGCCAUGUCCUCACCACCGAGCUGGUGCCCGGAUUUCCUCUGGACCAGGCCGAGACUCUCACACAGGAGCUGAAGAACGAGAUCUGCCAAAACAUCUUGAUGCUGUGCCUCCGAGAGCUGUUUGAGUUCAGGUACAUGCAGACCGAUCCAAACUGGUCCAACUUUUUCUACGACCCACAAACACACAGGGUGGCGCUGUUGGACUUUGGAGCAACUCGUGGAUUUGACCAAAGUUUCACAGACCUUUACAUCGAGGUAAUCCGCUCAGCUGCCGAGGCCGACAGGGAGGGAGUUCUGAAGAAAUCCAUCGAGAUGAAGUUCCUGACCGGAUACGAAUCCAAGGCGAUGGUGAACGCCCACGUGGACGCGGUGAUGAUCCUCGGCGAGGCCUUCAACUCGACGGAGGCCUUCAACUUCGGCGCGCAGUCCACCACCGAGAGGAUCCACAACCUCAUCCCGGUGAUGCUCAAGCACCGGCUCACCCCGCCGCCGGAGGAGACCUACUCGCUCCACCGCAAGAUGGGCGGCUCCUUCCUCAUCUGCUCCCGGCUCAACGCCAAGCUGCAGUGCAAGGACAUGUUCCAGACGGCGUACAAGAAGUACUGGGAAGGCCGCACGCCGCCGUCUCAGUCGGCCUGAGCCAGGCGCAAGAACUGGUCCCGAGUCCAGUGGUCGAAGCGCCGGUCGGCGGCGGCGAAGCCUCGUGUGCGUGGAGACGUAGAAUUGGAGCCGUGUUACCCGCCCGGAACUGGUCAGCACGCGCCAGCGUGUGUCCUCCAGUCUGGGCCGCCAUAAAGAACGACAGACUCUCAUGCGUUUUAACUGCAAAGCUGCUUUUUAUUUUUUUUAAGAUAGAAAGAGCAAGCAGCAUGAAAACAACAACCCAGAGGGGAAAAACAGACAGGAUGUUAGAGUGAGCAUUAAAAAAAACAUGUUUAAGUCUAACUUGAUUGUAGUGAAAAAGAUUGAUUCUUUAUUUUGUUUUGCCGUGAAACGUCAGAAUAUUCAAAUCAGCUCUUCAGUUUCGCCAUCGACCAUUACACUUCAAGAACUCCCCUCUGGGAUUAAUAAAGCAUUUCUAUUCUAUUCUAUUAAGCUCUCUAAUUUAAAGUGAGAUACUGAAUGUACUGAGCCGAACUGUAAACCAAAAAGCACUACAUUACGGAUCGAGGACAGAUAAUAUGAGAAGUGUGAGCGUCGGUUUCGACCAGGACCAAGGCGUCUGUGUCACAAGUGUUUCUGGACUUUUGGGGACAUUUGAUAAACUAGUCAGGUUUAAUGUAAAGCUCGGUUUGCUGUGAAUGUAGCAUUUCAGAUAAGGGCAAAAAUAGUUAAAGUUAAGGUUUGGCCAGUCCUGCAGAAAGCGUGGCAUCCUGGUAUUUGUCAGCAUUUCCUCACACGAUUGUUUGACUUUAACUGUCUCUUCAGCUUCAUUUUUUUUUGUUUCGUCUCAGUCAAACUACUGCCCGAUGCUGUCGAUCGCCUUUCAGUUGCUGUUUAUAGCUUUUAGCCUCCUUCACAAAAUGUGUCUGGAGUCAAACUCCCGGCCUGUUUCAGACGACAUCCACUACUUCCAUGUUUGUUUUGGGGGAUCCUGUACAUUCGAAAUGUGUCGGCUCUAUCAGCGAAUUCCAGCUGAUCACUCAGAAAAGCAUCGUGCGUCGGCGUUUCCCCCGUCUUGACACAUCCGAUACGCACUUCUCUACGAAUCACAGCAUGAGUUUUCUCUGUUCUGCUGGUAGGAGUAUGCAAACAUGACGUAGAAAUGAAACGGUGUGGAUCCAGCAGUCAUGAAUGUUAAAGAACUGUGCGGGAUGGAGGGAAGAUCAUCCUGCAAAAAAAAGCACGGGAUCAGCGUUGUGGGCUCGACGAGACGCUGAUCUUCUCCACGCCUUCCCAGGUGUAAAAAAAAAAAAAAACCUCCGUCACCUGGCCGGCGUGUGACUGUGAAACUUCUCCGUGAUCCGCCGUGUGAAUACAGUUCUAAAGGUGUCUGGUGUGAAAAUGAGGGUGGGGGGAAAAAAAAGGAAAAAAAAAAAAAACAAGGUGCCUGUCGUUCUCAGCAGACUGCUUUUAGCUAGAGAUCUCGACUUUAUAUUUCAUAUCAAGAAAAGAUUAAAUUUUAUAAUCGAAAUGCAUUCUUGGCAAAAUGUUGUGAUAAAAAGUUGUAUGAAAUGAGUAAAUGUUUGAUC
Molecule: messenger RNA, 3935 nt
Organism: Salarias fasciatus (jewelled blenny)
Lineage: Eukaryota; Metazoa; Chordata; Actinopteri; Blenniiformes; Blenniidae
Gene: coq8aa
Product: coenzyme Q8A, genome duplicate a
Exons: 17
Coding region: 403-2382 (659 amino acids)
Biological process (GO): ubiquinone biosynthetic process
Source: RefSeq, a predicted model, not a curated record